Oppia nitens is the source of this 2811-nucleotide messenger RNA. It is a transcript of the gene brun, whose product is annotated as protein brunelleschi-like. The transcript is spliced from 6 exons. The record is from RefSeq and is a predicted model, not a curated record. The coding region runs from base 244 to 2778 and encodes 844 amino acids. Gene Ontology annotation, cellular component: trans-Golgi network. Lineage: Eukaryota; Metazoa; Arthropoda; Arachnida; Sarcoptiformes; Oppiidae.
AAAUAUCAUUAACUAAAUAAUUGUCUCAUAAAAACAUUUUAACAAAUUUUUAAAAUUAUGUUUACCACUGAUGUCGUGAUAAUAUCAUCACAAAAAAAUUUAGUACCAAUUAAUUAAUUAUACGUUAAUUGAUAAAACAAUAUCAUUGCAAGUCAAUGACAGUAUUAUCGACAGUACAACCGAUUAUCGGUUGAUUAGUUGUCAAUUGAUUUGCGGUGACAGAGACAGAGGCGGUGAAUAGCGAUGAGCAAUGUAGACAAUCUGACAAUGAUAGCCGAGGUGUACGCCAACACUGGCCAGAACCGAAAGGCCGCCUUCUAUCGCCGAUUGGCCGCAUUGAAAGCCGUAUCGUUGCAUCUCGAAGAUCCCGAUUGGAUUAAAUGCUAUCAGCUGUUGUUGCCAUCGCUCGACGGCUACGGUCUGACAUUGGAUCCCAUUGAAUAUCAGCGCCGAAUCGAUACCAAUACUGUCGGCUGGCCGGGCAUUCAUUUGCAAUUAUUGCAAGAAUUGGUGACCACUGCCGCCAAAAUGGAUUGUCAUUCGCUGGCCGUAAGACACAUGAGCUUUCUGUUACAAUCUCUGUUUCAACACUUGACUGUCAAUCAACGGCAAGAGUUUGCAAAUAAACUUAUAUCGCUGUCCGCCCGCUUAGCUGAAGAAGAGUCAUCAUCAUCGUCGCCGACUGUCGAGUCGUCGGCGAUGAAACUGCAGAACGGAUUUGUCAUACCAUCAGUUAAUUUAACUAAAUUUCCAACAGUAGUCUCAUUCAAAGUGCAAAAUCUGUCGCCACAUCUGAGACCUGUUAAACUGAAAUCCAAAAUCAAACCGUUACCAUCAUCGACACCAUCCAGUCCUUUCAUAUUUACACCGCUUCAACUCAACCGAAGUACUGUGAAUACACCGCGAAGACUGUCCACAGUUAGUACACUAUUGGACUAUAAGUGGACAGAAGGCGAGAUAGCGACAGUAAUACUGGUAGUCAAUAAUUAUUUGCCGAUUGAACUGAAUAUAUCUCAAAUGGUACUCAUGACUAAUGGUCUGACUUUUGAAACACAUGCUGUAUCGCUGACGAUGGCACCCGAUUCACAAAAUGUAACAAUAAAACUGACAGGAAUUCCCCGAUCGAGUGGCAAACUUGAUAUCUUGGGCUACAGUAUGCAAACGUUGGGCGUCAACAGCGAGUGUCGACUUCGUGAGCUACCGAAGGCCAAGAAGUUGAAACUUCCUAAGAAUUACUCAGUAGAAGUCAUUCCAUUUCUUCCAUUGAUUGGCAUUUCAUGUUCGUUGCCGAAGACCACUCAAACAUUACCCACCAACUCAUUGGCCACCGAUAAGACUCAUAUCGCUUACAAUGCUAUGGUAACGAUGUUUGCCGGCGAAAAGCGCACCUUUCAGAUCACACUAUCAAAUAACAGUCCCAAUAGUGAACUCAUUGAACUAAUUAAUGUCAGUAUAAUAACAAAAUUGCCGAAAGAAACUGAACGAUCACUACUUGAAUGGGAUGACAACGAAAUAAUAAAAGACUUACCACUGGCCUGUGGCGCGUCCAUCACUUUCGAUCUCAAUUUGAACGCCAUCGGCGGCUUUGUAGUCGAGUCCAGCCAUAAUAAUAAUAGAAAUAAUACAAAAGCUACGACCAAUAGGUCGGCAACGAUUGGCUCCCACCAGAAUUCUCCCGCACAUACCGGUGUCACCGCCACCACCAAAAAGACUCAACUGUUAGGUUCAACCACUUUAGCGAAUUUUAUAUCUGAAUUACAAACGAAUAGUAAACCGAAACAAAUUGAUAAAAGAAUUAACGAUACCUUUGAUCCAUUUCCCUCAAAGAUAGUAGAAGUUCUUCUAAUGUUUGAGUAUAGUGGAGGACCGGGACUCGCUUCCGGCUAUUGUCGGCAAAGUUGUUUAGCCAUUAUUAUAGAGAUUCAACCGUCACUUUUAAUUACUCAUUGGGAUGUAUUACCCGCCGAUUUGCCAACCAAUUGUUUUUUAGUAUUGGAUGCUCUGAACGUCACAACUCAAGAGAUGGAACUACAUUAUACGGCCACUAAAGAAAUACUAAUAGAAGCCAAUGAAACCUGUCGUAUACCGGUGCCCAUUGAACGAUGUCCUCUAGUUGAUGAUGAAACCGAUAGUGAUGACAAACGGGAGGAUUCAUCUCAAACAUUAUUAGCUCGAUGUCGACAACAUCUCAUCAAUCAAUUAAACUUAAAUUGGAAACUCCCAUCAUCUGGUAUUAGAGGAACGGCAUCGGUGGCCAACGUUCCCUAUUCCGACCAAAUGCUUAACUCAAUACUUUUAUCGCCCAUCCAAUGGGAAGUUACUUUAAACGACCAAAACUUGCGUAAUGGUAAUGAGUUUAGCUUUAAAGCCGGUCAAUACAUAUCAGUCGCCAUAUCGUUGUAUAAUUGUUCGGCCGUUUCAUUGAAAUCAUUGAAUCUCUCAAUCAAUUACUAUCAGGACUACCAAAACAGUCACCGAAUCGGUAAAGAGCGAAACUAUAGGUUAGAAAUGAAGAAAGCGUUGACCGGUUUUGAUAGAGUUGUUAUACCAGAAAUUGAAUCAAUGAAGAACUAUUGUCACGAAUGUGGUCUAACAUUCUUCUACAGAGGAAUCUAUAAGUUAGGCAUUGAAUGCAACACUAAUACCAUAAGCGAUGACACCAUCAGACUUAAACCUAUGGCCAAUAGUGAUGGCAAACAUAAUAAAAGCAACAAAAGUCAUCAAAAAUCAACAACUUUGUGGAAGUGUUCGCCUUCUUUAGUGAUUAGUAUUGAAUAAUAAUAAUAAUAAUGAAGUGAUUAUAAUUAGCAU